GCGGGGCGGGCCCGGGGCAGCAGCGGCUGCGGCCCUGCGGGAUGGCGCCGGCGGGGCGCGUCCCGGGCCCGGAGCCAUGACGGUGCCCCGGGAGAUGCCCGAGAAGUGGCCGCGGGUCCGGGGACCGGGGGGAGCCGAGGAGGAGCGCCGGGUGCGCGCCAACGCACGGGAGUACAACGAGAAGUUCCAGUAUGCGAACAACUGCAUCAAGACCUCCAAAUACAACAUCGUCACCUUCCUGCCUGUCAACCUCUUCGAGCAGUUCCAGGAAGUGGCCAACACCUAUUUCCUUUUCCUCCUCAUUCUGCAGCUGAUCCCGCAGAUCUCCUCACUCUCAUGGUUCACCACCAUCGUGCCUUUGGUUCUCGUCUUGACCAUCACGGCCGUCAAAGAUGCCACCGACGACUACUUCCGCCAUAAGAGCGACAACCAGGUGAACAACCGGCAGUCUCAGGUGCUGAUCGGCGGAGUCCUUCGUCAGGAGCAGUGGAUGAACGUCCGCGUUGGGGACAUCAUCAAGCUGGAGAACAACCAGUUUGUGGCGGCUGACCUCCUCCUCCUCUGCAGCAGCGAGCCCCAUGGGCUGUGCUAUGUAGAGACCGCCGAGCUGGAUGGAGAAACCAACAUGAAGGUGCGACAGGCCACCCCCGUCACCUCAGAGCUGGCAGAUAUCAGCACACUGGCACGAUUCGAUGGCGAGGUGAUCUGCGAGCCCCCCAACAACAAGCUGGACAAGUUUGGCGGGACGCUGUACUGGAAGGAGAACAAAUACCCCCUGAGCAACCAGAACAUGCUGCUGCGGGGCUGCGUGCUGCGCAACACCGAGUGGUGCUUCGGCCUCGUCGUCUUCGCAGGGCCGGACACGAAGCUGAUGCAGAACAGCGGGCGGACCAAAUUCAAACGGACGAGCAUCGACCGGCUGAUGAACACCCUGGUGCUCUGGAUCUUUGGGUUCCUGGUGUGCAUGGGGGUGAUCCUGGCCAUCGGCAACGCCAUCUGGGAGCACGAGGUGGGCGUCUGCUUCCAGAUCUACCUGCCCUGGGACGAGGGGGUGCACAGCGCCGUCUUCUCCGGCUUCCUCUCCUUCUGGUCCUACAUCAUCAUCCUCAACACCGUGGUGCCCAUCUCGCUCUACGUGAGCGUGGAGGUGAUCCGCCUCGGGCACAGCUACUUCAUCAACUGGGACAAGAAGAUGUACUGUGCCAAGCGCCGGACGCCGGCUGAGGCACGGACCACCACCCUGAACGAGGAGCUGGGGCAGGUGGAGUACAUCUUCUCCGACAAGACCGGCACCCUCACCCAGAACAUCAUGGUCUUCAGCAAGUGCUCCGUGAACGGGCACAGCUACGGCGACGCGCAGGACGUGCUGGGUCCUAAAGUGGAGCUGGGAGAGAGGCCGGAGCCCGUCGACUUCUCCUUCAACCCGCUGGCGGAUCCGGGAUUCCAGUUCUGGGACCCCAGCCUGCUGGAGGCCGUCCAGCUGGGGGAUCCCCACGUGCACGAAUUCUUCCGCCUGCUCUCGCUCUGCCACACCGUCAUGUCCGAGGAGAAGAGCGAAGGGGAGCUGUACUACAAGGCGCAGUCCCCAGACGAGGGGGCAUUGGUCACAGCUGCCAGGAACUUUGGCUUCGUGUUCCGGUCCCGCACGCCCAAAACCAUCACGGUGCACGAGCUGGGCCGAGCCGUCACCUACCAGCUGCUGGCCAUCCUGGACUUCAACAACAUCCGCAAGCGCAUGUCUGUCAUCGUGCGCAGCCCUGAGGGCAAAAUCCGGCUGUACUGCAAAGGCGCCGACACCAUCCUGCUGGAGCGCCUGCACCCCUCCAACCAGGACCUGAGCAACGUCACCACGGACCACCUGAACGAAUACGCCGGCGAGGGGCUGCGCACGCUGGUGUUGGCCUGCAAGGACCUGGAGGAGAGCUACUAUGAGGACUGGGCUGAACGGCUGCGCCGUGCCAGCGGAGCUCCUGAGGCCCGCGAGGAUCGCCUGGCCCGGCUCUACGACGAGGUGGAGCAUAACAUGACGCUGCUUGGAGCCACGGCCAUCGAGGACAAACUGCAGCAGGGCGUCCCUGAAACCAUCGCCAUCCUGACGCUGGCCAACAUCAAGAUCUGGGUGCUGACAGGGGACAAGCAGGAAACAGCGGUGAACAUCGGCUACUCCUGCAAGAUGCUGACAGAUGACAUGAGCGAGGUGUUCGUGGUCACGGGCCACACCGUGCUGGAGGUGCGCGAGGAGCUCAGGAAAGCCCGGGAGAAGAUGAUGGAUGGAUCGCGCUCCAUGGGCAACGGCUUCUCCUACCAGGAGAAACUCUCCUCUUCAAAGCUCACCUCCGUGCUGGAAGCCAUCGCGGGCGAAUACGCUCUGGUCAUCAACGGGCACAGCCUGGCCCACGCGCUGGAGGCAGACAUGGAGGUGGAGUUCCUGGAGACGGCGUGCGCCUGCAAGGCCGUGAUCUGCUGCCGUGUGACGCCGCUGCAGAAGGCACAGGUGGUGGAGCUGGUCAAGAAGUACAAGAAGGCGGUGACUUUGGCCAUCGGGGACGGGGCCAACGACGUCAGCAUGAUCAAGACCGCGCACAUCGGGGUGGGCAUCAGCGGGCAGGAGGGCAUCCAGGCAGUGCUGGCCUCCGACUACUCCUUCUCACAGUUCAAGUUCCUGCAGCGCCUGCUCCUGGUGCACGGGCGCUGGUCCUACCUACGCAUGUGCAAAUUCCUCUGCUACUUCUUCUACAAGAACUUCGCCUUCACCAUGGUCCACUUCUGGUUCGGCUUUUUCUGUGGCUUCUCAGCUCAGACGGUUUACGAUCAGUACUUCAUCACGCUGUACAACAUCGUCUACACCUCGCUGCCUGUGCUGGCCAUGGGGGUCUUUGAUCAGGACGUGCCGGAGCAGCGGAGCAUGGAAUACCCCAAGCUGUACGAGCCCGGCCAGCUCAACCUGCUCUUCAACAAGCGUGAGUUCUUCAUCUGCAUCGCCCAGGGCAUCUACACCUCCGUGCUCAUGUUCUUCAUCCCCUACGGCGUCUUCGCCGACGCCACGCGUGACGACGGGGCGCAGCUGGCCGACUAUCAGUCCUUCGCCGUCACCGUCGCCACCUCCCUCGUCAUCGUCGUCAGCGUGCAGAUCGGCUUGGAUACGGGUUUCUGGACGGCCAUCAACCACUUCUUCAUCUGGGGCAGCCUGGCCGCCUACUUCGCCAUUCUCUUCGCCAUGCACAGCGACGGCCUCUUCCAGAUGUUCCCCAAUCAGUUCCGCUUCGUGGGCAACGCACAGAACACGUUGGCGCAGCCCACGGUCUGGCUGACCAUCGCUCUCACCACCGUGGUGUGCAUCAUGCCUGUCGUGGCCUUCCGCUUCCUCAAGCUGGACCUGAAGCCUGAACUCUCAGACACGGUACGGCCGUGGGGCGGGGGGGGGGGCUGCGCUGUGCCCCUCACCCCAUUUCCUACCCCGUUUCCUCACCCCGUUUCCUCACCCCAUUUCCUCCCCCCAUUCCCUCACCCCAUUCCCUCCCUCUUUUUCCUCCCCCCAUUCCCUCACCCC
Tympanuchus pallidicinctus (lesser prairie-chicken) is the source of this 3550-nucleotide messenger RNA. RefSeq names its product ATPase phospholipid transporting 8B2 (gene ATP8B2). Gene Ontology annotation, biological process: Golgi organization; phospholipid translocation. The transcript has 26 exons. Gene Ontology annotation, molecular function: ATPase-coupled intramembrane lipid carrier activity; ATP binding; magnesium ion binding. Gene Ontology annotation, cellular component: plasma membrane. The record is from RefSeq and is a predicted model, not a curated record. The annotation marks the transcript as partial. Lineage: Eukaryota; Metazoa; Chordata; Aves; Galliformes; Phasianidae.